Messenger RNA from Psilocybe cubensis, 804 nucleotides. RefSeq lists its product as uncharacterized. Gene Ontology annotation, molecular function: zinc ion binding; carbonate dehydratase activity. Bases 1 to 804 code for a protein of 267 amino acids. Gene Ontology annotation, biological process: cellular response to carbon dioxide; cellular response to oxidative stress. The record is from RefSeq and is a predicted model, not a curated record. The transcript has 7 exons. NCBI's taxonomy places the organism in Eukaryota, Fungi, Basidiomycota, Agaricomycetes, Agaricales, Agrocybaceae.
AUGUCAUGUUCUCGCAAAAAAUUCAUCUCGGAUAUGAACGAACUUUUCACUGGGAACACUGAGUACGUGACGAACAUGUCAGAGCAAAAUCCCGGCCUCCUAUCGACGCUGGCAAUCGAAGGACAAAAACCCCCAUUUAUGCUGGUGGAUUGUUCGGACAGUCGGGUUAGCGAGCAGGACAUCUUCUCUGCCCAACCAGGGACAAUAUUUACAGCCGGAAACAUCGCCAACCGGUUCGACGAGCAGGACCUGAACUCGAAUGCCGUGCUCUCUUUUGCUGUGGAAUCCCUGAAAGUGAAGCAUGUCAUCGUGAUGGGCCACUAUGGGUGUGGAGGAGUUGCGGAGUCAAUGAUGCCCCUCAAGAUGUCGUUGACUCGACCAGCGGAUAUCGCCGUGCAGUGUUGGAUACAGCCUAUCAGGGAGUUGUAUGAGACUUCGACGCGACCUGAAAUCGUUGCACAUCGAGAAGCAUGCAAACUUGAACCCAUGAGCAAAGUUCCACACCUGCACGAUGCCGCAUUCCGUGCGCUUGUGGAGGAAAAUGUAAAAUCUAAUGUGGAGAAGAUUGCAAAAUCGACUGUGAUCCGAGAUCACUAUGCAGACGUGACCGAAACGAACGGGUCAGGACCGACAAUCGCGACGGCGAGCAGCGCGCAUCUACCGGUGACGGAGGUGUUUAUCCACGGGUUCGUGUAUGACGUUGAGACGGGCAAAGUGUCGGACCUCGGUGUGUCUGUGGGACCGCCUGGGCGCAGGCUCCCGCCGAGCCCGUUUCCGUUGGUUGGGGGAGGGAAGAGUGGGUAG